CCACAGAAAUAGAAGAGCCAGAGGGAACGCAGACAUCGCCGUGAUAGGCCACUCCUUAGGGGACAAAAACACGGGUGUCCCUCUGGAUCCACAUCGGUAGGUAGACACGGAACCCCACUGGUAAAAUGGCUUCGUCUACAACUCUUCAACAGAAGCACAACAUGGACCUGGAGGAGUCAUCGCACUACGAAGAGAUACGGAAAGAAAUGCACCAGGCUAUCGAUGCAAAAAAUUAUCGUCGAGUGCAACACUGUCUUCAAAGAGCACAAGACUUGAAGUUGUGGCUUCAUCCGGACAGUGAUGAGUCAGCUAUGCACAAAGCAAUCAAGAGCAGGGCUUUCAAAGUUUAUGGACUGCUCAUGUCACACGGGUGUGAUUUCAAACAUCAGACAGAGAGGGAAUGCUUCGAAGGCCUAAACUGGCUUCAAAGAGCAGAACUUCAAAGACAACGAUUCUUCGUGACGAAAGACGAGGGCUCUUACGUAAAUCACCUCAAAGAUCGAAUAGAUUGCCACCCAGGACAGGACAGCUUCAGGGCGAAGGCUGAGCAGAUGCUCGAAGAACUCGACCGCAUUGAGUUAGUCCGACCUAUUCUGCAAGUAGUGGCUACAUCACCGCAUCUCAAAAUACGCUUUGACUUUGACAGAGGCGAUGUCCAACCCUUGAUGGGAUGUUGUGGCAGGUACAAUCGUGGGUUGACAGAUUACGAAAAAGAAGAAAUAUUUAUCGCAGCCAAUCCGGAGGGAUUCACCGACGCACGUCGAGAUGCAGAAGUCCUGGGAACAUUGGCACACGAGCUAUGCCACUUCGCCCUUCAUCUGGUAUACAGGAACGAGGGAACGCCUUAUCGCCGCCCUGAUACAAUGCGAAGACGUCGUUACCAAAAUAUUAUUGCGAGCACUAAGGACAUCAAAGGACUAGACGAAAUCAUCAUGUUAGCAUUUCAGUAUGGCAACCCCACUGAAAAGGAACUGAUUGUGCGUAUCCCUCACAUCCUUGCCCUGCAUGGGAGUCCUGGAGAAGGGGACACCAUCCUACUAAGCCAGGCACCCGAACUCCUCGCAUUCUACAAAGAAUUCGUUACAUCAGAUGUACCCAGAUACAUCCAGCGCACAUGUCCCAGCAAAGACGUGGAGAACAUAAAGAUAGAAAACGCGAGGCAAGAAAUUGCGGAGAAGACAGACAAGCUCAACGUGAAGUUUCAGAAAACAAUCAAGCCGGAGGACUUGGGGGACGUUCCCCUUCUCAUUGUUUCAGGCCCAGAGGUGUCUUUGCUUGAGAUUCUCGUUCACGACGCUGUCAAGUCUACGGGAGAGCUAUACUUAUUUUUCAAAGCAUCCCGGUGGGACGAUACGCUGCGAGAUGUCUUGAUUGAGAACAAAUGCAACUUUGUGCUUCUAGCUUGCAACGAUAAAACAAAAACUAGAACCGCAUUGUCCCUGCUCAACGAUGUCUCCGAAACGGUUGGCACAAGAAUCAUCCUACUUGUUCCUGAGGAAGACAAAGAUUACUUCUUGGAAGAAGCGCAACAAGGGAGUUACUUUGCGGACAAUCAUCUUGCUGCCCGCGUCCCUGAAGCUCGGUUUCAUAACAUCUCACCAGAGUGUUUUGACAAAGUCUGGAGAACGUGCUACAUACGAUUCACAGGGCGAGAUCACCGGGUGCCCAUUAUAAACAUCACGAACCUUGAAAGCUUCAAAGAGUUUAUGAACACGACAGCAUUCUUGAUAUUAUGUGAAUCGAAACUGAUCGAAAUUGGACCACCGGUUCCCAAACUGCAACGGGACAUCAGUGCUUACUACAUCAACCGAAGACUCGAACGAGCAGUCGACGUUGACGUCGAGAGGAUUAGUUCAAAUUCUACACGUGAGGCCUUCGCUUUUUGUGGAUGUUCUGUGGACACAGUGUCGGCUUCUUUUCCAAGCGAUGUGAAAGUGUACAAAAUGAAGGACUUGACAGAGUUUGAAACCCUUGUGGUUCUCGAAGACAUCGACGAUUACGAACUGCUUACAAAUGACGGUCGCUAUAAAGGAAAGACAGUCCAUUUAUUAGAAUAUGACGCCUCUCGAGAAGCCUUCGUUUGGAUCAAGUCCAACGGCCCUUUAAGUCACAUUCCAUGGGGGAAAUCAAAAAUGCACAGCCAGGAUGAACUGCUGAAGCCAAGAGAGGAGGCUGUCGUCGUCUGUGGAGAACCAGGAAUUGGAAAGAGUGCAUUGGCCUACCGCAUCUUUAGAGAAAUAGACGAAAAGAUAGAGAACCAUUGGGUGUUGUACAUCGACCUAGCAAAGAACAUCCAACGCGUCGAAGCAAAGAGUAAUGGCGGAGAUGCCCAGCAAUUGGCUCUUCUGUGCGGUGUAAAAACAGAAGGCCCCGAAUUCGCUUUGCUUCAACACAGUGUCCAGCACGGGAAUCCUUUUCGUGUAGUCUUCAUUUUCGACGGUUUCGACGAAAUUGACGAGGAUAAUCGCCAGUACAUUCUCGAGCUUGUGCAGCAUCUGCGCUCCCAGCAAACAUCGAAAAUAUUUCUUCUCAGCCGUGGUGUGUUUAAGACCUCGAUUCAAGACGCUCUUCAUACAGUGUCCUUCGACCUGCUUCCAUUUUCGUCUGAUGACCUCGUGACAUUUCUAGAACGUUACUGGAAGGCGAACGGUGUCAGCGAUGAAAAAUUACGCAGGUUUGCUAAAGGGGUCUUCAAGAAGUAUGUGGCGGUGGUGGGAAAUAGUACAAGGCCCUUGGAUAAUCCUCUUCUAAUUCGAAUGGUUGCGGAAUUGGAGGAACCUAACAUUUCCCUGGGCGAGUACUCAGGCGAUAUUCAAAGUUCUGAUGAAGAAAACAUAACUUUAUUCCAUAUUUACAAGAGGUUUGUGGACUACAAGCACGACAUCUACGCCAAAGAGAAAAUGAACCUCGAUCUUAAAACUGCUCCUCGAGAUUUAAAGCAUGCAUAUGAAUUGUCCAAGAAAGAAUUCCAGAGGAGGUUGUGCCUUGUCGCAGUGAAUGUCAUUUUCGGCAGCUGCCAGCAAAAGAAGAUUUUGACGCAAAAUGAGCUGGAGGAGCUCAAGCCAGAAGGAGAACUCAUGAAAGAGGUUGCCGAGAGCGGCCUCGGGUAUGGUCUAUUGGAUGGACUUCAUGAAGGGCUUCCUGCUUUCAUUCACCAAACCUUCGCUGAAUUCUUCGCAGCACAGUAUCUAUACAAUAACGCAAAACGGAAUGAAACGCCCGCCUUGGUGGAACAAAUUUUGAAAAUGUACACACAGGGCGACUUCCAAAGAGUUACGUUAUUCUUUGAUAGUUUCGCAGCAGCCUCCUCACUCAUCCAUUCUUUCAUUAUCGGCGGUAACGUAUCAUCGAUAAGGUCUCAUCUUACUCUAGAGAAGAUGAAUACUGUUGACGAAUUCAGUAGAACGCCACUGCACAUAGCUACAUUAUACGCAGAACCAGACAUAUUGAAGAUGAUGACGGAUAUGAUGAAUAUCCUUCCAAAGAAUGAAAGGCUAAGCCAGAAAGAUAUAUUUGGGAUGACCCCAUUGAUGUACGCGGACAAACGCCAAACGUGGAAAAGUUUGGACAUAUUGUGUGGUUGGUACAGUGAUGCAAACAUCGCGUGGGCUGAAGAAAUUCCUACUGCGGUACGCGAUAUUCGUUCUACUGUGUUUGAAGUAGCGAAGGGGAACUUUUGCUCCCUAUUAAGUGUCCUCCUCAGUCAAUGCUGUAGAACGCGCAGAGAAUGUCGUCUCGGAAGAAAUCCCCACCUCAUAGAUUUGGAUACUAUCACGGCUAUGGAGAUGCCUGUCUUGUUCUUUGCACGAUCGGUAGCUGUUCUAGAACUCCUGCUUCCUUAUUGUUCCACUAGUCUGCGUUCUGAAAGGGGCAGAACACCGUUCAUCCAUGGAAUGUUUGAAGAAUUUCCUCACUUACGUCUUUACUUGCGCGAUCGAUGCUACACUAGGCCACACGAUGUGAACAUAGGACAGAAUGUCUUUGAGACAUUGGAGUUUCGUUUCCUUCACCUACCAGUAGAUAUCCCCGACGAGAUGGAGAGGACCCCGUUGAACAUGUGUGUGAGACUUGGCCAAAGCGAGUUAGUGAAGCUGCUACUUCUCAGAUCACGGACGAAUGUGGAAGACUGGUGUUGCCGUACGCCAUUGGAUUUGGCAUAUGGAUAUGGUGACCUUGAUGUCAUCAAGUUACUUCUUCCACAUUCAACGCUGUAUUACCCGAAACAUUUGUUUUCGGAGGAAUCCCGAUUCGAUUGGUGUAUGAAUGAGACUGUGUUCCGGCUCGACUUCUAUCGCGAAAAUGUUAGUAGCGUAUCUGUCAGUCUAUAUUAUUCGCCUGAAAAGAUGUGCCAAAUAAUGUCCAAUGUAAGAGAGCGAGACACUUAUCAGAAAGCCUUUCAAGAUUUUUUUCCGUAUUUGAAUAUUGAAGCGCGAAAGGCUCUGGAAGGAAAUCUUCGGGGUCUGGUAGAUUCUGUGAACUACACUAAUGCGAACAGGCAUUUUCGUCCUUAUAAUGUACUUGUCUACGAUCUGCAAGAUCGUAGGGAUGUGUGGAGUAGACUUGCGACUCCCGUUGUGCUGAAACAGUUAAUACCGCUCAUCGACGGAUCUCCUACUUGUCAAUGUCGCCUCAUACUUAUACACCCCUCUUUUAACCAUAAUGAUCUAGAUGCAGUAAAACUGUUACUUCCACAUUCAAACCUGAGUGCAAGAAACAAAGAAGGAAUGAGAGCUCAUGAGAGAGCCCUCCACUCCAAUAAAGAUAACCACGAACAAAUCCAGAUGCUUCGUCGGUGGACGACAGAAAGAACGUUUGUACAUGUCCAUUAUCUUAACACUGGGCGACAUCAAGGUUCGCCAAUUGCAAAAAAAUAAAUUAUGUUUGACGUUUGUAGUAUGUUGACCUCUAUGUGUAAAAUGCAUAGCGCGCGUCUAACUAAUUGACCUCACGCAGUGCUUCCUUCCUGACGCUCACGGCCAAACUGAAUGCAAUAAUGCAAUGAGUCAGAACACACCUGCAACAACAAGAAUCAAUAUAUAAUGUUGAUGACAUGAAAUCCAUGCCGUCUGACACCGGUUAGACUAAAAUAUUUUAUUCUCGCGUAUUCACUCGAGAAUGAUGCCUGCAAAUUAUUUUAUCUGCCCGAGCAUAGUCGCAGUACGCUUUAUAUUAUUUAUAUUAGAUACGUACAUAUACGCGCGUUAUAUUUAUAUUAUUACAUUACCUUUGGCGCGAACAUAGUUCACCCCCCUCCCUCCCAACACACACACAUAUUCUACCCGAUUAGAUAUUCACCGGGACUGCAGAUCCUACCCAAUGCCCCGUGCAGCCGUUUCAAAUUCCGGGCCUUAUGAUAGUCACCGUAUAAACACAUGUUGCGUGUACGGUGCUGUGCAGACUCGGGCUUUUCCCACCAUGGAAUACACUAUACCGUUCCUCAUAGGGUUGUAAAACUGGCUACAAUAUCAAGAUAAGGUGAUGAAUGCCCUGCUAGAGCUUGACAUGAAACUUGUUGACGUGAAUCAAUAAAGAUGUGUUUCUCAGUGG
Molecule: messenger RNA, 5547 nt
Organism: Ornithodoros turicata
Lineage: Eukaryota; Metazoa; Arthropoda; Arachnida; Ixodida; Argasidae
Exons: 2
Coding region: 126-4874 (1582 amino acids)
Molecular function (GO): protein binding
Source: RefSeq, a predicted model, not a curated record